Molecule: messenger RNA, 1261 nt
Organism: Durusdinium trenchii
Lineage: Eukaryota; Dinophyceae; Suessiales; Symbiodiniaceae
Source: the annotation of a GenBank genome assembly
GGGGGUUCCUUUAUGUUCCUUUCACUUUUUCCCCUUGCUCAGUGCAGCACUUGGUCAUGGAUGAGGAUCCUGAGGAUCCUUGGAGCCUUGUGCGCCUAGCGCUGGGCUCCUUGGCCGGCGAGUCCUGGCGACUGAAGCAGGCCUUCCGCGAGAUGUCCAAAGCUUGGAGACUCCGCACCCCACGGAGCACGUGGUGGAAGGAGUACCAACAAACUCAGACCUUCGACCAGUUUAAGUGUGCAGUGCCAUUCCGACCCAACACAGUGUCCUCGAUUCAGGUAGCCAUCGUUGGGGACGAAGAGCUUGUUGCUCGACAAAUGAGCCUGGAACAGAUUCUGAAGCACGUUGAGGUCUUCAUGGGCUUCAAAGUCAUUCAGCGAGGAGGUUUAGAGAAUCCAAUGCCGCGGAUGCGCUUGAGCGCUGCUGGGCAGCGCACUUCGGUUGAUGGAGUGCCUCAAAUUGGAGCGCAUUAUGUGCUGGCCUUUUUGCAAGGCUUUGUUGAUCCGCGUGCGGCGUGUACUUUGGCAAUUACCCCUGUGGACCUGUACCCACCGCAGCACUAUGACUACGUCACUGGCAUGACUGACCCUGGAGAUCGACUGGGGCUUUACUCCAGCGCGAGGUAUUUUGCCUCUCACCACGAGGAUGGGAGUUCAGACACGGGCACUUUGGAGCUAGGCGUCUCCACAUCCACUGCGAUGGUGCGAAGCCGACGCCUGGAACUCUCAAAGGCUUUUGCCAAGCUGCUUUGUCGGGAAAGCCUCAAGCUUUGUGGAGCGCAAGAAUGCAGCUUGCUGUACUGCCUCAUGAAUCCUCUUCCUGAGACAGAUGGACACGUGCCAGAGGCCAUUGCCCAGCUUCCCUUCUCGCUGUGCUGCAUUUGCCUGCGGAAAUUGCAGUGGCUCUCACAGGUGGACUUGCUUGACCGCUACUCUCGCAUCCCACCGAUCAUAAACAGCUGGUUCUUCGAGGAGACACAGUGGCUGUGGGAACGCAUGGUCCAGGUUGGAAUGCCGACUGCCGUUUGCUUGAGCACCCCGGAUCCCACAGGCUUGAAGUUCAAAUUUGGGGUGCCAAAGAGAGGUCAGAAGCAGGAUCGUGAAGAUGCAGCAACUUGAGUUGAUUUUUGCUGAUGGCCGCGUGUAACACCGUGUGAUCCUGCGCGCUGGGAUUGCAAAGCCAAUCCUGUUUCGUUUGUUGCUUCGUAGAUGCCUCCCUGUGUUGGAGGCAUGGCACACUAUCCCUGGCAAAGCAAGGCAUA